This is a messenger RNA of Nothoprocta perdicaria, 1739 nucleotides long. Its product is annotated as triggering receptor expressed on myeloid cells 2-like. Bases 1 to 825 code for a protein of 274 amino acids. NCBI's taxonomy places the organism in Eukaryota, Metazoa, Chordata, Aves, Tinamiformes, Tinamidae. Gene Ontology annotation, cellular component: cell surface. The record is from RefSeq and is a predicted model, not a curated record. The transcript is spliced from 4 exons. Gene Ontology annotation, molecular function: signaling receptor activity.
AUGCGUGGGACAGAAACAAAUGCCAAGUUCCUGUGCUCAUCCCUUCCUGCUGAGCAACGAGGAGGGAAAAAACGAGCUGCCCUUGGGCUCUCCUUUUUGCUUUUGUUCAGCCUCUACUCUGGUGCCCUGCUCUGCUGCAGAGACAUGGGAAAGCUYGCAGACCUCCUCUUCUUGGUUUUCUUGUCAGCUYCCUGUACUGCAGAGAACAUCACUGUGGUUUAUGGAAUGGAAGGUGGGACCAUUUCCAUCAACUGCACCUACAAUCCCUGGCAGCAGCGGUGGAGAGAAAAGAGCUGGUGCAAGCAGGUGGACSAGAUCAAGUGCCAGCACGUGGUGAGUGCCCGCCGCUUCUGGCUUCAGUUCCUGAAGAAYAGGAACGGCACCACGUCCAUCAGCGACAACAUCCAUGAAGGGGUCCUGACAGUGACCAUGAAGAGACUCAAGAAGCAGGAUGCCGGGCUCUACCGCUGCAGAACCGAGUACUUGGGAGAAACGAAAACCUUGCACAAGGUGCAAGUGGAAGUGCUGACAGCAUCAGAUAUAGCGCAGACCGAAAUGCCAGAGGAGCCUAAUGCCGUGCAAAGCAUUUCCAGCAUCACUCCUGAAGCUGACUCCACUAUCUUGUGCAUUGUCACCGGAUUCCUGGUUACCAAGUUCCUGGUGGCUGUGCUGACGUUCACCAUUGCCAGCAGAAGGAAAAACAAAGACACGGAGACAGAGGAGAAGAACCAAAGUCUCCAUGAACAGCAGCUCYUCCCGCUCCCUGGCAGCCUGGUGGAACACGCACGGGAUGGAGUCAGUCCCUCUUGGGAAAACACUGCUUAGAGCUCAUCUGAAGACACCAGGGAAUUGUAUGACAACAGGUGUCAAACAUUCCCAGGCAAAGAAAGUUUUGCCAUAAGGACUGCCGACUAAAUGCAGGCAGCAGRACCUCCAGGGAGGGAAUACCAGCAUCUGCCACCUCCUCACAUCCUCUCUGACCAUUUUUCUUUUGUGACCUUCACAAUAGCCCUGAAAAGAGGCUGCCAGCAACACUAGAACCUGCUGGAAAGGGCUGGGGAUAAGAGGGUAUACAGAGUAUUUCAGACCCAGCACAGACUUGCCUGCAUGCAAAAGUGCUUCCACAGGAACUGGAGAGGUGAGAGCUCUGCUCUGUUCUCCCCUAGCUCUGUGUCAGGCUGCAAUUUUCCUCUUUCACUGAAGAUUAGUGUUAAAGAGCUAACCGCUUUUGCUUUUUUUCAGCAUGUCUUACCUAUCUCCAUAAAACUCUUGAAUGUUGCCACCCAAAAGCAUGAAAUACAGCCAGUAGUGGACAGUUUGUAUUAAAAAAAAAUGACACUACUAUUUGUCUAGAAAUCAGUUUUGUAACCGAGAUUGCUCUCUGUAAAGCUUGAAGCCACUGCCACAGGGAAGGCAAUGCAGUUCUCUGUUACCAUCUGUAGAGGGACCAGUAACAGCACUGUCCAUCUGCCAACAAGCAGUUCCCGUCAUCCCUAGGAACAUCCCAUAGGGUCUGAAUUGAGACAGUAGAGUUCAUGCCAUCUCAGAGUCUUCAAGGUGAUGAAAGGACUCGCCCUCAAAGAUUACAGUGGAUGGUGUGGAUCUUUGCUGGAAAGUGACUAUGGAAAGACACAACAAACUGUAGAACUUAACAGGGAUGUGGAGUGUACACGCAAUUCUGAGCCUGCUUCCUGAUUUCUCAAAUAAUUUUGCAAAGAAUGAACUGUCUUGCUUUAUUU